AUGGAAAGAAUCGAAAUAUUUUUUGAUACGGCUCAGCGAUUAGCACAAAGUUUCAAAGCAUCGUAUAUGAUUAAGCCAUUUAAAACGCUUUUUUCGGAUGAACAUUUUAUUAUUGCAAUUAAUGAGCCAAAAGAAUUAAUUGCUAUCUAUAAUACAAAAAAAGCUACGUUAAAUGUAUCUUCUUUUCAUGAUGGUCAAGCAAAUUUACUUACACGAAAUUCAAAUAUACAGUUAUUACAAUGGUAUAAUAAUAUGGUUCCAAUUCUUCAUCAUUUCUUUUUUAUUAAAGAUACCGAGGAACUUUGCUUUGUUGAGAAAGGUGGCCGAACACGUAUUUUUAAUCUUAUAAACUUACAAUUUCGACCAGCAGUUUGUAAUCUUCCAACCAAUACCGCAAAUGUUUUAAGCUCACCUGAUGGCUCAUGUAUAGUAGCAUUCGUUAAAGAAAAUUUAGUAGAGGUUAACCCCAUUGAUAAAACCACAAGAAGUGAAGAUGACAACGAAAAUGAACAUAUUACUGAUUAUAUGGAAAAAAAUAAUAAUAUUUCGGUUAUUUCAGCUGAUAACCCCGCGGGAAGCGAAGAUGGCAACGAAAAUGAACAUAUUACUGAUGAUAUGGACAAAAGUGAUAAUGAUCCGGUUAUUUCAGCUGAUAACAAAGAAGAGCAAAAUAAUUGUAUUAAAAACGAAAGCAAAGAAAUAUACCGUGCUUAUGUUUAUUUUUGUUCGAAUUUUGGGGGUCCUGUUAAAGUUAAAAUCACCCUUGAAAAAACUCAAUAUCGUUUCCAAGAACGAAUGCAAAAAAAGUCACUUGGGCUUGUAAAAUUAAUGAAUUCUUCUCACAGAAAUGUUAAUUAUACCAUUAUUGAAGGAAAAAAUACACAGUUUGAAAAAAUUGUUCAAAAUGGAGAAUUUAUUGUAGUAAUGGGAGAGAAAUUUAGUGUGACUGAAGUUGUUUCUAACACAAAAUUAAAAAUUUAUAAUAUCAAACCUAUAGAUGGAUUUGAUAAUUGGAUGGAAUUUCGUAUUGAACCGAAGACAAAAUUAAAUGGACUUAUUGACGCCUAUAAAUUAAUGUUUGAGAAGUAUCCAGUUGAAAGCUGUAUCGAUCCUGAACAAAAUCGUCCUCUUAGUUUAAAAAUCGUUCUUGAUAUUGAAGUUGUCGAUGAAGAAAUCGAAAAAUAUGGCGAGAAAUUUAAGGAUUACAUUUCUGAAACCUUUGAAGAUUUAAAACGAUCUACAAAAAAGCCCACAACAAUGCUAAAAAAAUUCUCUACAUCAAUUAUUCCUUUUCAAGAACUUAAUAUUGAAAGUAUUCAAAAGUAUUCAUCGGAAUAUGAAUUGGGAGAAUGGAUCAUUCAACUUUGUUGUUUAAUUCCUAUACAAAUCGCUGUAGCAAAAGAUAAUGUAUUUCAACCUCUCAAGGAUGGAUUAUCUUCAAAUGAUUUUGAAAUUGAUGAUGGCUAUAGUCAUCAUGUCGAAAGCAUAGCAAAAAACAUUUCUUUUGGAUGGUAUGAAGGAAUUUUCAGGCAUUUUGGCGAUAAAAAAGUGAAAGUUGUUUCUAGUAUGGGUGAACAGUCUUGCGGAAAAUCAUUCAUGUUGAAUCAUCUUGUUGGAACUACCUUUGACGGCUCCGCAAUGCGUUGCACCGAGGGCGUAUGGAUGUCGCUUGUAAAUACCAAGAAAUUUAUUUAUGUCGCACUCGAUUUUGAAGGUUUAAAUUCUCUUGAAAGAAGUUCUCAAGAGGAUUUGUUUUUAACACUUUUUAAUACAGUCGUAUCAAGUCUCAUACUCUUUAAGGCAAAACUUUGUAUUAUCAUAAAAGACGUGUCUAAGGCUGACAAAGAAGAUAUUGUUAGAGAAUUUAAGUCAAAAUUUUCUCAAUUAGUUUCAGAGGAAGGAGAAGAUAACUUUAUUUCGAGAAUGUACAAGGGAGGAUUAGAUAUUAUUCCCUGGCCAAUGUUUAACGAUGCUGCAUGGUUUAAGACAUUAUCAAUUGUUAAUAAGAAGUUAGACAAGCAGGAAGCAAAAUAUGAGAAUGCACGAACUUUUCUACAAAUACAAAAAUUACUCCCAACUGUGAUUUCCUAUGGUUUGGAACAAAAAGAUUCUUCCGCUAAUGAACCACUUAUGAAUCGUGAUACAGGUAAACCAAUUGCUGACUCGGUAGUCAGCUUAUCUGAGAUUUUACAUGAUUUCGAAUCUUCUAAGACAAUAUUACCGGAUUCUGAUCUCCAAUUAUACGAUGAAAACGAAUCCUUUGUCCGACUUUCUGAAUAUUUAAGAAAUUACUUUGAAGAUCAUGUACAAUCACGAAUUGACGAUCUCACAUGGUUCGCCUUCAAUAGGUUCUUUAAAUAUAUUAUUGAACGCCGUGUUUCACGCGUUCAAGAUUGGUAUAUGCAAAAUACUUCCAAGUUUCCACAAGACAAUAGUGAUAUUGUUAAUGGAAAUUAUUCAAUGGAACAAGAAAUCGGCAAACUUACGCUUUUAUGGACAUUAUGUGGAUUGACAUGUCAUCAGUGUUGUUUAAAGUGCGUCAAGAAUCGUGAUCACGAAGAAAAUCAUGAUUGUUUAACGGACCAUAAAUGUCAUUUGAAAUGCCAUUUCUCUGAAGCUCACAACAACAAAUCAAUUCCAACGUGUAGCCAUAAAGCCGGACAUGAAGGAAAACACGCUUGUGAUGAAAUAAAUCAUUUGUGUGGUAAGCCUUGUAACCUUAUCGGUAAACGUAAUUGCCAGAAAGUUUGUUCAAAGGAAAUUGGACAUGAAGAACAGCAACAUUUAUGUCAAUCAACUCGACAUUAUUGUGGAGAAGCUUGUUCGCUAUCAACCAAAACUCAGAAAGGAGACUAUGAUUGUCCUAAUAAAUGUAUUAUACCAUAUGAAGAAGAACAUGAUUCACAUCGCUGUGAAAAUGAAACUUGUCCAAUUCAUAGAUCAUUUUUGAAUGAACAUAAAUGUCGUGAAUUAUGUGAAGAGGAUGGCAUAUGUAAAGUAAUUAUUGAACCUAAGAAGCAAGAAGAAGUUUAUAAAGGAUUAAUUACAAAUAUUACAUUUACGAAGUAUAUUCAAUUAAAUGAAAGAUUAGUAUGUAUUAAAAAAAUUCCUCCAAACGAAUUUAAACAUACUGGAAUGCAUACACAUUGUACAUUACCUUAUGGACAUGCACAAAUUCAUACUACAACACACGGAAACAUGACCCAAACUGAAUUUACCGGAGAAGAUAAUGAAUUUGAAUAUGCAGGAGUUGGUGACCAAGGAACAUUUGUUCUUUGUAACCUGCACUGUAAAGAUUUAGGAAGACAUCGUCAUAUAGAUUAUUGUCAGAAUGAAGAAAAUUUAUAUCCUAAUCCUGAUAAACCAAAAGAUUUCAUUUCUCAUAAAUUGUUUUGGGAGAGAACGGGAUUCAAAGAACAACAAGAAUUUGCAAAAUGCGAUCAUGAAUGUCCUGACGAAAAGCAUCAUAAAUCUCGAGGAUCUACAAGCGCUUCUCCAACUAAAUCAUUUUGUGAAUUAUCCCUUUUCCACGCUCCGCUUAAUCCAAGUUCAGAUCCUCCAAAUAACUAUGGCUACAUAUCUUUAGAUGGGCAUCAUUUUUAUUGUGAAAAUCCAAGUACACGUGAAGCCGCUUUUCAUAUUAUAUUCGUUUUGGAUCGUUCAUCAUCUAUGAGCGAAAGAGAUAAAAAACCAAUUCCAAACUUUCCAAUUUAUAAUGAAUUAAUCAAAAAACACAACAAUAGAACAGGCGCAGUAUAUCAUGCAGUAUAUCAAUUUAUGGAUGCACGUAUCAAAUCUGCUCCAGUAAAUCAAAAUCAAGCUAUGCGUGAUAAAGUAUCAUUGAUCUUAUUUGAUCACGAGAAUCGAGAUUUAACUGAUCCGAAAAAGUUGCUAAAUGAAAUGAUUAAACACGAAGCUCGAGGCGGAACGAAUUUCGAUCUUGCAAUUCAAAAAGCAGGAUUUUUGAUUGCUACACACUUUGAUGCUACAAGAGCAAAUAUCAUUAUCUUCUUAUCUGACGGCGAAUGUGGUAUUCCAACGAAUCAACUUCAUACUAUUUGCAAACAAAAUCUAACAAGAGGAUCUCCAUUAUAUCUCUAUACAGUAUUAUUUGGCAGUCGUUCACAAAGUCACUCUUUAGAAGAAAUGGCAAAAAUUGCGCGAUCCUAUCAUCCACAAAGUUCAUCAUCAAGCGCUUUGCGUUGUCAAUUUACUUGUGCAAUGACUGAAGUAAAAUUAGUUAACCAUUUUACAGGAGUGGCAGAAAGUUUGAGAAAACAUAAACCAGCAUUGUUAAAGAAGAAUCACGGUUCUUAA
Messenger RNA from Funneliformis caledonium, 4317 nucleotides. The record is from the annotation of a GenBank genome assembly. Lineage: Eukaryota; Fungi; Glomeromycota; Glomeromycetes; Glomerales; Glomeraceae.